This is a messenger RNA of Impatiens glandulifera, 1091 nucleotides long. RefSeq names its product phosphoenolpyruvate carboxylase kinase 1-like. Lineage: Eukaryota; Viridiplantae; Streptophyta; Magnoliopsida; Ericales; Balsaminaceae. Bases 23 to 832 code for a protein of 269 amino acids. Gene Ontology annotation, molecular function: ATP binding; calmodulin binding; calcium-dependent protein serine/threonine kinase activity. The record is from RefSeq and is a predicted model, not a curated record. The transcript has 2 exons. Gene Ontology annotation, biological process: protein autophosphorylation; peptidyl-serine phosphorylation; intracellular signal transduction. Gene Ontology annotation, cellular component: nucleus; cytoplasm.
AGAGAGAGAAAUUAAGAGAGUGAUGACCGACGCAUUGAACAGAGAUUACAGAGUUUGUAACGAGAUCGGACGUGGUCGAUUCGGCGUCGUUUCACGGUGCUAUUCGGCGGUUUCCGGCGAGGUUUUCGCUGUCAAAUCUAUCGAUAAGAGUCUAGUCUCCGGUGACUCGAUUGAUCGGCAAUGCCUUUACAAUGAGGUUAAGGUAAUGCAAAUUCUCUAUCCAAAUCCUAAUAUCGUUCGUAUAUUUGACGUUUACGAGGACGAUUCAUAUCUACACAUCGUUAUCGAGCUCUGUAACUCCGGCGAUCUUUUCCAACGAGUUGAGGAACGUGUUUUAUCGGAAGAUGAAGCGGCGAUUGUGAUGUUUCCACUUAUGGAUGCAAUCGCACAUUGUCAUAGAAGAGGCAUUGCGCAUCGCGAUAUAAAGCCGGAUAAUAUAUUGUUUGAUGAACGUGAGAGGCUGAAACUUGCGGAUUUUGGAUCGGCUGUUUGUUUUAGAGAAGGUGAGAUUAUGUCUGGAAUUGUUGGAACUCCUUAUUAUGUUGCACCGGAGGUGUUAUUGGGGAGAAAUUACUGUGAGAAAGUUGAUGUGUGGAGCGCUGGUGUGAUUUUGUAUAUAUUGCUUACUGGAGUUCCUCCUUUCUACGGCGAUUCUCCGUCGGAGAUAUUUGAGGCUGUAUUACGAGGUAAUCUUAGGUUUCCGGCUAGACUUUUUCAUUCCGUAUCGCCGGCUGCGAAAGAUCUACUCCGGAAAAUGCUCUGUAAAGACGUCUCUAGAAGAUUCUCUGCUGAACAAGUUCUCAGACAUCCAUGGCUGGCUGAUAAGGAAUAAACAUGGGUUUUGUAACUUGAGAAGUAGUACAUAAAUAAGAAUAAAGUUCAUAUAAUGAACAAGUAUAUAGAGGCAUAUGGAAGGUUAAGAUUUAAGACUAAGAAAUGUAGAUUCUACCUUUAUAUAUAUAUAUAUAUAGUUAGCCUUUUUAGAAGCUGUGACUACAAGUAUUAUGAACUUGUUUCAUGAGAUUUAUAGUCUUUAAGGGUUUUGAUAUUAGUAGAACCUGUUUCCAGUUUCACUUGCUUUAAAUUUUAGC